AAUGGUCCAAUUACCACAGGGAAAUGGGCCUCUGAGCCCAGGUUGGCAUCCUCUCUGCCUAUAGGCUAAGCCCAGAGGCGGGGAGACCCUGCCCCGGAUGUGGGAGCGGCCCUUAGGUAGACCCGAAACAGCAUCUACCGCGGUAUUUUGGAGAGGCGGAACUGAGAUCUUUUCUCCUGAUUAUCAUGUGACGGCUUCUGGGUUUAAUGGGGGAAAAAGUGUGGAAGAGGUCAAGAAUCCAAACUGGCGAGUUACUGGAUCUUCGCACCCCUCACCGCUCUCCGACAAGCGGCACUGCCAGGGCUUGUUUCCCUUUUUUCCAACUCUACAGCAGCCUCUUUAAACUGUUUAAAUGAGAAUGUCCUUGGCUCAGAGAGUACUACUCACCUGGCUUUUCACAUUACUCUUCUUGAUCAUGUUGGUGUUGAAACUGGACGAGAAGGCACCUUGGAACUGGUUCCUUAUAUUUAUUCCUGUCUGGAUAUUUGAUACUAUUCUUCUUGUCAUGCUGAUUGUGAAAAUGGCUGGGAGAUGUAAGUCUGGUUUUGACCCUCGACAUGGAUCACACAAUAUUAAAAAAAAAGCCUGGUACCUCAUUGCAAUGUUACUUAAAUUAGCCUUCUGCCUUGCACUGUGUGCGAAACUGGAACAGUUUACUACCAUGAAUCUGUCUUAUGUCUUCAUUCCUUUAUGGGCCUUACUGACUGGGGCUUUGAUAGAACUUGGCUAUAACGUAUUUUUUGUGAGAGACUGACUUCUCAGGGUCUUAUUCCAUUUUAUCGCUAUUUCAUAAAUUGUCAUUAAAGUGUUCUGAAUCUUUGUAAGCUUGAAGACUACCAGAGAACUGAGAAAAAUACCAAAUGUAGUUUUAUACUGCUUAUAAAAUAGUUUUGGUGAAUCAUGGACUUCUAGACAACCAAAAGCUUAUUCAGUAUUUGAGUUCUUAAUAUUAUUAGCCCUAUGUAAAUAAAGUUUGUUUUGGACCU
Condylura cristata (star-nosed mole) is the source of this 986-nucleotide messenger RNA. RefSeq names its product transmembrane protein 60 (gene TMEM60). The record is from RefSeq and is a predicted model, not a curated record. Lineage: Eukaryota; Metazoa; Chordata; Mammalia; Eulipotyphla; Talpidae. Bases 353 to 754 code for a protein of 133 amino acids. The transcript has 2 exons.